CACACUUAUGGCGGCGCGCUGUGUAGUUCCGGAUUUGUCUGAAGACUGUGUUGAAAGCGUCUAGUUUGGACUUUUGGCGUAUUUUUUCAACCAACUUAAAUUUACCAGAAGGACUAUUAAGCCUUAUGCGAUUGUUCUCAAAUUACCUCACGUGAGGGCUAACUUAUACUUGCGGCCGAUUGCCAGCAAAUGCUACUCGUAUGGAUUCUUCGCUUUCGUUUUUAUUCACGGUUUAGCAGCUAGGCUAUUUUUUAAAUGGUAUUUUUUCAUUCAUUUUCAGGAAGGUUUUGUGGUGUUCGUGGGAUUUAAACUGACAUCAAGGUUGCCAUUGGCCUGUGUCUUUAGCCCGACCUGCAGGUUCAGGUUCUGGAGGGAGAAACCUGGGGUCCCGACUCGCUCGGGAUUUAGCCUAUACCGCUAUUUGUGACUGUUUAAGUGACAGUCAACAUGCUGAAAACCCGUCAGUGCUUACUUGGUUUUCGCACUUUCCUCGCAGUGACGUCUAGAAUAUGGGGUUUUUUUCUCUAUAUACUCAGGAGACACUUACGGACGAUAAUACAGUACCAGACAGUGCGAUAUGACACAUUACCUCUGUCUCCUGUGUCCAGAAACCGACUCAAUUUGUGCUCAUCAGACGCGGUAAAGAAGAAGGUUCUUGUGCUGGACUUGGACGAGACCCUAAUCCACUCCCACCAUGACGGUGUAAUGAGGCCCACAGUGAGACCAGGCACUCCGCCAGACUUCAUCCUAAAGGUGGUUAUCGACAAACAUCCUGUCAGAUUUUUUGUACAUAAAAGGCCACAUGUGGACUUCUUCUUAGAAGUGGUUAGUCAUUGGUACGAGCUGGUGGUUUUCACUGCCAGUAUGGAAAUAUAUGGCUCUGCUGUGUCUGACAAGCUAGACAGGGACAGGGACAUCCUGAAACGACGAUACUACAGACAGCACUGCACGUUGGAUCUGGGUAGCUAUAUUAAAGAUCUAUCUGUGGUACACAACGAUUUGUCUAGUAUAGUUAUCCUGGACAACUCACCCGGAGCUUACCGCAGCCAUCCUGACAAUGCAAUACCCAUCAAAUCGUGGUUCAGCGACCCAAGCGACACAGCCCUUCUAAACUUGCUACCCAUGCUAGACGCGCUGAGGUUCACCUCUGAUGUCCGGUCCGUCCUCAGUCGAAACCUACACCAGCACCGACUAUGGUGAAUUGUACAUUGGGGCUAGCCACAGCAGUUCCACUUCCUUUUUUUUAGAAUGCCUUUUCUGCUGGUUGUUGCACGACCCCUCCUGCCCCCUUCUGCUCUGCCCACGUCUUCCCUAUCUCAAUGGAGUUACCCUUUUUCAGAAGGGGGAGGAUAAAGACUGGGGGUCACAAAAUGCUUGGAGGAGAUGGGUGGGCUGCAGAUAAAGAAAACAGGAAAACAAAGAAGAGAGGGACAUCUUUCUUUUACUUUUUCCUGAAAUGGAAACUUGCCUUACGGUCCUUGUAUUCUGGAAGUGCAUGUCUGGAGUGUUUGUGUAAGUGUGUGUGAGAGUAUGCUUGUAUUAGUAUUUUUUUUCUUUUUUAUUGAGAUCAAAUAUGAAAUCUUUUUAACUAUUGACUAUGGAAAUACUGACGAAAUUAGACUGAAGAAACAAAUCUCCCUUUCCGCCAUAAAAUCAUAUUAUGGUUUAUGCAUGUAGAACUCCACUUUUUCAAAUACAAUGAUCUUGACCUGUCUAGAAUAAUUUCUUUACAUGUCUACAUUUCUUGCUUUUUCCUUUUACCAUCUCAGGUAACUUUCUUUUUUCUUUGGUUCUGGAGGUUCGGUAAAGAUAGAAAAGCAACUAAAUAACCAAUCAUCAAGCCUAAAUAUUUCUGAACAUUCACAUUGGAAAGAGAUGAAUUAGGUAAUUCAGGUUGGCAAUUUCUUUAAGUUGUUAAAAUGUGUGGCUUUUUACAAGGUUAUGUGAUAUAAUGGAAAUUGCGUCCAUUUAUUCUCCCCAAAUAAUGUAUUGUUUUGUGAUCUACCAGUAGAAGUGAAAAACAGUGGAUAGGGAAGUAUGAUUUGAAACUCUUAACCAACCAAAGAACAGUUGGUUUGGGUUUCUUUUCAUUACCUCAUUAAGCUUUUAUAUUCAUGAACAAUGUUCUUCUUAGACUUUUAUAGAUUGAUUAAAACCCUUUUUCUUUCAACCAUGUACACUGUAUGAUUUUUGUCACUGUAACCUCAACAUCCGGCCAUAUUGACAACUAAAUGCUAAGGCUUUAGUGGGAUUCUCCGUCAGCCAGACAAGUCGGUCAGUGUCUCCAAUAAAAUGAUUUGCUUCAUACUCCUCUUUUACAGACAUUUAGUUCAUUAUUGUUGUCCCACAUUUCCUUUAUUACGCUGCAUUCCACGUGAUUCUUUUAAGUAUUUUAGAAUUAUCUGAAAAAGCUUUGGUUGACAUGGAUGACACCUAGGUUUGUUGAACACAAUAAAUGAUUGUACAUUUAUUUAUUAUUAAAUGAAGACUGAAUAUA
Messenger RNA from Esox lucius (northern pike), 2497 nucleotides. Its product is annotated as CTD nuclear envelope phosphatase 1A. NCBI's taxonomy places the organism in Eukaryota, Metazoa, Chordata, Actinopteri, Esociformes, Esocidae. The record is from RefSeq and is a predicted model, not a curated record. Bases 448 to 1200 code for a protein of 250 amino acids. Gene Ontology annotation, molecular function: protein serine/threonine phosphatase activity. The transcript is spliced from 8 exons.